Molecule: messenger RNA, 1617 nt
Organism: Ixodes scapularis (black-legged tick)
Lineage: Eukaryota; Metazoa; Arthropoda; Arachnida; Ixodida; Ixodidae
Gene: shaker
Product: potassium voltage-gated channel protein Shaker
Exons: 2
Coding region: 1-1617 (538 amino acids)
Biological process (GO): protein homooligomerization; potassium ion transmembrane transport
Cellular component (GO): voltage-gated potassium channel complex; membrane
Molecular function (GO): protein binding; delayed rectifier potassium channel activity
Source: RefSeq, a predicted model, not a curated record
AUGGCGGCCGUUGGCAUCUGGUCACAGGCCGGAACAGGAAGCGGAGGACAAGAAACCCAACUCCCGCCCGAGAUACUCCACGACUAUAACUGGCAGUCCCUACCCAAGUUGAGCAGCGAGGACGCAACGGGCGGCUGCGAGGCGGCCCUCAGCGGUGCGGGCCUGGUGUCGCCGUCUGGAGGCGCGGGCGGCGGCGGUGGCAACUUCGAGCCCAUCCCACACGAGCACGACCUGUGCGAGCGGGUCGUGAUCAACGUGAGCGGCCUGCGGUUCGAGACGCAGCUGCGCACCCUGCACCAGUUCCCGGACACGCUGCUGGGCGACCCCGGGCGUCGGCUGCGCUACUUCGACCCGCUGCGCAACGAGUACUUCUUCGACCGGAACCGGCCGAGCUUCGACGCCAUCCUGUACUACUACCAGAGCGGCGGGCGUCUGCGCAGGCCCGUCAACGUGCCGCUGGACGUGUUUGCCGAGGAGAUCAAGUUCUACGAGCUGGGCGAAGGGACGUUCAACAAAUUCCGCGAGGACGAGGGCUUCAUCAAGGAGGAGGAGCGUCCGCUGCCCGGGCGCGACCUUCAACGACGCGUGUGGCUCCUCUUCGAGUACCCGGAGUCGUCGCAGGCGGCGCGCGUGGUGGCCAUCGUGUCGGUGGUGGUCAUCCUGCUGUCCAUCGUCAUCUUCUGCCUGGAGACGCUGCCGGAGUUCAAGCACUACCGCAUGUAUCCGGCGGGCAACAACAUGACGAGAGUGGUGGAGGACGAAGUGCCCAAGCUCACCGAGCCGUUCUUCCUCAUCGAGACGUGCUGCAUCGUGUGGUUCACCUUCGAGCUAUUCGUGCGCUUCUGCGCCUGCCCGUGCAAGAUUGCCUUCUUCAAGGACGUGAUGAACAGCAUCGACCUUGUGGCUAUCAUCCCGUACUUCAUCACGCUGGGCACGGUGAUCGCCCGCGAGCGCGAGGGCCCGGGCUUUCUGCCCCCAGACAAGAGCUCGAACCAGGCCAUGAGCCUGGCCAUCCUGCGAGUGAUCCGCCUGGUGCGUGUGUUCCGCAUCUUCAAGCUAUCGCGCCACUCCAAGGGGCUCCAGAUCCUGGGGCGCACGCUGCGGGCCAGCAUGCGCGAGCUGGGGCUCCUCAUCUUCUUCCUCUUCAUCGGCGUGAUUCUGUUCUCGUCGGCCGUGUACUAUGCCGAGGCGGACUCGGACCGCUCCUACUUCAAGAGCAUCCCGGACGCCUUCUGGUGGGCCGUGGUCACCAUGACCACCGUGGGCUACGGGGACAUGCGCCCCGUCGGCGUCUGGGGCAAGAUCGUCGGCUCGCUGUGCGCCAUCGCGGGCGUGCUAACCAUCGCGCUGCCCGUGCCGGUCAUCGUGUCCAACUUCAACUACUUCUACCACCGGGAGACCGACCAGGAGGAGAUGCAGUCGCAGAGCUUCAACCACGUCACUAGCUGCCCCUACCUGCCCGGCACCGUGGUGGCCGCCAAGCUGAAAGGGGACUCGGACUCGGCAGACUCCGACGUGCUCGAGCUCGACGACGACGCCGUCGCGGCGGCCGCCCUGUUCGCCAACCCGGCGCCCGGCCAGGCCAACGGCGCUGCCUCGCUCGAGACCGACGUCUGA